Molecule: messenger RNA, 4370 nt
Organism: Periophthalmus magnuspinnatus
Lineage: Eukaryota; Metazoa; Chordata; Actinopteri; Gobiiformes; Gobiidae
Gene: tnpo2b
Product: transportin 2b
Exons: 24
Coding region: 192-2861 (889 amino acids)
Biological process (GO): protein import into nucleus
Cellular component (GO): nucleus; cytoplasm
Molecular function (GO): small GTPase binding; nuclear import signal receptor activity
Source: RefSeq, a predicted model, not a curated record
AAUCACCGGCUUGAUUACAAGGCAUGCAAUCUCUGUCACAUAGGAGCUAGCAUAGUGACUACAUUGAGGGACAGAGAACACAAGUUUAUAAUUAGACCGAUCAUUGCCAUAUAUUAUUUUAUGUUAUUUUGUAAACCGUAAACGAGCCACGGUGUCUCAAAUUAUUCAUCUACCACAUCAGAGUGUUCAGGAUGGAGUGGCAGCCAGAUGAACAGGGUCUGCAGCAGGUGCUCCAGCUACUCAAGGACUCCCAGUCUCCGGACACAGCAACUCAAAGAGCUGUGCAAGAAAAACUGGAACAACUCAACCAGUUUCCAGACUUUAAUAACUAUCUCAUAUUUGUCCUCACAAGUCUGAAAUCUGAAGAUGAGCCAACCCGUUCACUCAGUGGUCUAAUAUUGAAGAAUAAUGUAAAGGCUCACUACCAGAACUUUCCCUCAAACGUGGCAGAUUUCAUCAAGCGUGAAUGCCUCAAUAACAUUGGAGACCCCUCACCACUCAUCAGAGCUACUAUUGGAAUCCUGAUAACAACCAUAGCAUCUAAAGGAGAACUUCGGACUUGGCCCGAACUGUUGCCCCAGCUCUGUAAUCUUCUGAACUCAGAAGACUAUAACACCUGUGAGGGUUCAUUUGGAGCCUUACAGAAGAUCUGUGAAGAUUCUUCUGAGCUGUUGGAUAGUGAUGCCCUGAAUCGACCUCUCAACAUUAUGAUUCCCAAGUUUCUCCAGUUUUUUAAACAUUGCAGUCCCAAGAUAAGGUCCCAUGCCAUAGCAUGUGUAAACCAGUUCAUCAUUGGCCGUGCUCAAGCACUCAUGGAUAAUAUUGACACCUUUAUUGAGAGCCUGUUUGCUCUGGCUGGAGAUGAGGACUGUGAAGUGAGGAAGAAUGUGUGCAGAGCAUUGGUGAUGCUACUAGAGGUCCGCAUUGACCGACUCAUCCCUCACAUGCACAGCAUUAUCCAGUACAUGCUACAGAGGACUCAAGACCCAGAUGAAAAUGUAGCUUUAGAGGCUUGUGAGUUCUGGCUGACUCUGGCUGAACAGCCCAUCUGCAAAGAGGCCCUGAGUGGGCACUUGGUCCAGCUUAUUCCUAUUUUAGUGAAUGGCAUGAAGUAUUCUGAAAUUGACAUCAUUCUUUUGAAGGGAGAUGUCGAAGAGGACGAAACUGUCCCAGAUAGUGAACAGGACAUCAAGCCACGCUUCCAUAAGUCUAGGACUGUUACUCUGCAGCAUGAAGGUGGUGAAGGUGAGGAGGGGGAAGACUUUGACGAUGAUGAAGAUGAUGACGAUGAUACGCUGUCUGACUGGAAUCUUCGGAAGUGUUCAGCCGCUGCUCUGGAUGUUCUUGCUAAUGUGUUUCGUGAGGAGUUGUUGCCCCAUCUCUUGCCCCUCCUGAAAGGCCUUCUUUUCCACCCCGACUGGGUUAUCAAAGAGUCUGGCAUCCUUGUCCUCGGAGCUAUUGCUGAAGGUUGUAUGCAGGGGAUGGUUCCCUAUUUGCCAGAGCUCAUUCCACACCUUAUUCAGUGUUUGUGUGACAAGAAGGCUCUAGUGCGCUCCAUAGCCUGCUGGACCCUCAGUCGUUACGCUCAUUGGGUGGUCAGUCAGCCCCCCGAUGCCCAUCUAAAACCACUGAUGACUGAACUGCUCAAACGCAUUCUGGAUGGCAAUAAGCGAGUUCAAGAGGCAGCCUGCAGUGCAUUUGCCACUCUGGAAGAGGAGGCAUGUACAGAGCUGGUGCCUUACCUGAGCUUCAUCCUGGACACUUUGGUUUUUGCUUUUGGAAAAUAUCAGCACAAAAACCUGCUCAUACUUUAUGACGCCAUUGGUACACUGGCGGACUCUGUUGGGCACCAUCUUAACCAGCCUGAGUACAUUCAGAAGCUGAUGCCGCCGCUGAUUGCCAAAUGGAAUGAGUUGAAGGAUGAGGAUAAGGAUCUGUUCCCGCUGCUUGAGUGUCUGUCCUCUGUUGCCACGGCACUGCAGAGUGGUUUCCUGCCGUACUGUGAGCCCGUCUACCAGCGCUGUGUUACACUGGUCCAGAAAACACUAGCACAGGCCAUGAUGUACAGUCAACAGCCAGAUCAGUAUGAGGCACCAGACAAGGACUUUAUGAUCGUAGCACUGGAUCUUCUGAGUGGUUUGGCCGAGGGUCUGGGAGGACACGUGGACACGCUUGUAGCUCGCAGCAACAUCAUGACUCUACUAUUCCAGUGCAUGCAGGAUACAAUGCCGGAAGUAAGACAGAGUUCAUUUGCACUCCUGGGAGAUUUAACAAAGGCUUGUUUUCCACAUGUGAAACCUUGCAUUGCUGAAUUUAUGCCAAUUCUUGGUAAAAAUUUAAACCCCGAAUUUAUCUCGGUGUGCAAUAACGCUACAUGGGCCAUUGGGGAGAUCUGUAUGCAGAUGGGAGUGGAGAUGCAGCCCUAUAUUCCUAUGGUGCUCAAUCAACUGGUUGAGAUUAUCAACCGUCCCAACACCCCCAAGACCCUGCUGGAAAACACUGCAAUCACGAUUGGUCGACUGGGCUAUGUGUGUCCUCAGGAGGUUGCCCCCAUGCUGCCUCAGUUCAUCCGCCCUUGGUGUACUUCUCUACGAAACAUUAGAGAUAAUGAAGAGAAAGACUCUGCUUUCCGUGGGAUAUGCAUGAUGAUUGGUGUGAACCCUGGAGGUGUAGUGCAGGACUUCAUCUUCUUCUGUGACGCUGUUGCCUCUUGGGUGAACCCUAAAGAUGAUCUGAGAGACAUGUUUUAUAAGAUCUUGCACGGUUUCAAGGAACAAGUUGGGGAGGAGAAUUGGCAGCAGUUCUCCGAGCAGUUUCCCCCUCUUCUGAAAGAAAGACUGGCAGCAUGCUAUGGUGUUUAGAGCUUCUACACCCACCUGAGGAGGUGCGUCAGCAGGAGGAGGGUGACUGGGAAACUCAUCCAUCUGUGUAUUGCACUUCCCUGAUCUGGGGGGAGGGAGAGGGAUGUUAACGGCCCCUGAAGAAUGGCCCCCACACCCUAUGUGUUUGUCCAUAGAGAGAGGGAGGGUGGGCGGGAGGGAGGGAGGGACAGGGGGGAUACCUCUAGAUUAACUAGGCAGGGACCCGACACAGAAAAACAGUAGGGACAGAUAGAGGGAUGCAGAGAGGGAGAGAGAAGAAACCAGAGGAAAGCUGGAUCUAGGAAGGAGGCAGCAGGAGAGACCAGAGAAAGUUCAGGGAUAGACAGAGAGGGAAAAUGUUUACAAAGCAGGGAUUAAGAGCCUUAGAGAGUUCUGUUACUUAGCUGGGACAACAGGGACAGUUGAGAUUUUUAUGGGAUUCUUAAACUUGAGAGUAGCUUGACCGACAAACCUAACAGACUCCAACACUUGCACAAGCUGUACAUGCAGUACCUAGAACUGACUGUGGGUGGCACUAUAAUUUAGACUUUUUGUGACCAACUACAUGUAGUUAGGGGCGGAUAAGCAGGUGUCUAAACUGUCCAUUUUUGGGUGAAAAUAUCUUUAUUUUCUGGGAAUAUCAAUAGAAAUCACUUCAUCCACAUUAUAUAGCUGUAAGAUAAUCUUUAUCUAUGUUUUCUUCAUUUUGACCCCAGAGCGUCAGUGACACAGUUUUUCUAAUUUACAUUCUCCUAUCCCAUUUUUAUCUGACCUAUUGAGAGUUUAAGAAAGUAUGUUUGCUUUUGGCUAUACACAGAAAUCAUUCCUCUAGAAAAGGGAGGAUUAGGGCUAACACAUUUGUUUUUCUCACCAUUCGGGAACAUUCAAAGCUAAAUCCAUAUCUUUUGUUAUAGUAGUUCGUAAGAUUUUGUGUGUAUGUGUCUGUGUGCAUGUGCAGUCUGUAAAACCCCCUAUUUUGGCAUUUUGUGUAUAAAACGUGGAAAUGCAUAGUUUGAUAUGGUACUGAGCUUAAACUUACUUCCAUUGGUCUUGUCUAUUGCACUUGUUAACUGUGACUGAGUGAGUGAGUGUAUGUCCACAUCCGUACUGAUACCCAUUUGAUGCCAUAUUGAUAUCUUAAGUAAAACAGUGAUCCUCAAUGUCGUUGUGAUCUUUAUAACAUUUUAAACUGGUCCAUAUUCUGUUGGUUUUUUUUUCUUAUUUUGCUGCUACUGAUUUGUUUUCAAUAGUGGACAUAAACCUGCACAAGUAACGCAAACUUUUUUUUAUUUUAUUAAUGCUACUUUCAGUGACUGUUAAGUUGUUUUUUUUUUUUGCACUUUUUUAUUUUAACUUUUUUGUAUGGACAUUUUUUAACCUCACCCAUAUAUGUCUUGACCCUAAUGUCAGUGUUUGUCAUACUGUGUUGCACUGUGAAAUUUAAGUGUCUUUGACUGGCAAAAAUAUCCCAAUACUAAUGGCAAAUAAAAUCAACUUGUGAAACUGCGA